Molecule: messenger RNA, 1117 nt
Organism: Nylanderia fulva
Lineage: Eukaryota; Metazoa; Arthropoda; Insecta; Hymenoptera; Formicidae
Gene: TfIIEbeta
Product: transcription factor IIEbeta
Biological process (GO): transcription initiation at RNA polymerase II promoter
Cellular component (GO): transcription factor TFIIE complex
Molecular function (GO): TFIIH-class transcription factor complex binding
Source: RefSeq, a predicted model, not a curated record
AACCACAAAUGUGGCCGACUUCUUCAGCCGACUUCGUGUGAGUGUAAGAAUUACUGCUUCCUAUUGUGUUUUAAAAAUUGCAGAACAGUGGCUACAGCAUCUCGCAAGAGGUUAACGUGAAGUGACAGUACAUGAUAAUUGUAUGAAAUAAACAAUUUUUAGAGCGUGAAUGCUAUUAAAAUUUCUAUCAAAAUGGAUCCAGCUUUACUCAGAGAACGAGAGCUCUUCAAAAAACGUGCUCUAACCACACCAGCAGUUGAGAAGAAGAAGCAGGAGAAAGAAACCACAAAGGAUGAACCGUCAAAGAAAAAUGAACCGCCAAAGAAGAAACCGAAACUAUCAUCCAUAUCUGCGGGUCCUAAGUUGGAUAUGGUCAACUUUAAGACCAUGACUGGUAGUACGCAAUACAAGUUUGGUGUAUUAGCAAAGAUAGUGAAGCACAUGAAAGCAAGGCAUCAAGAAGGAGAUGAUCAUCCAUUAAUGUUGGAAGAGAUUUUAGAUGAAACAAAUCAAUUAGAUGUCGGAUCAAAAGUCAAACAAUGGCUGCAAACUGAAGCUUUGGUAAAAAAUCCUAAGAUUGAAGUAACAUCUGAUGGUAGAUUUGCCUUUAAACCUAUGUAUAAAAUAAAAGAUAAGAAAUCCUUAUUGAGGCUUUUAAAACAACAUGAUUUAAAGGGUCUUGGUGGUAUAUUAUUAGAAGAUAUACAGGAAAGUUUACCGCACUGUGAUAAACAUUUAAAGAGUUUACAUAAUGAAAUUUUAUAUAUUACGCGGCCGCUUGAUAAGAAAAAGAUCCUUUUUUAUAAUGACAAAACAGCACAGUUUCCUAUAGAUGAAGAAUUCCAGAAAUUAUGGAGAGCUGUUGCAGUAGAUGCCAUGGAUGAUCAGAAAAUAGACGAAUAUCUUGAAAAACAAGGAAUUAGAUCGAUGCAAGAUCAUGGACUCAAAAAACCAGCACCAAUCAAACGAAAGAAGCCUAUUAAUAGAAGAAAACAAUUUAAGAAACCAAGAGAUAAUGAACAUUUAGCAGAUGUUUUGGAAACAUAUGAUGAUUAAAGAUGAGUAUUCUAUUUCAAUGCAAAUAAAAUUAAACAAUAUUAAAUUUAUCUUAAAAUAA